Molecule: messenger RNA, 792 nt
Organism: Striga hermonthica
Lineage: Eukaryota; Viridiplantae; Streptophyta; Magnoliopsida; Lamiales; Orobanchaceae
Source: the annotation of a GenBank genome assembly
AUGGGCCUGCCGGCUGGUAUUGAGCCGGCGGCCCAUCUUAUGAACAACAAGGUCAACGGCAAGGAUGAGGACGAUGACGAAAAGGACAGCCCCAGCGGUGGCGAUCAGGCGAGGGAGGAGGGGGCCGUCGAGGUCGUGAACCGCCGCCCCCGUGGCCGCCCGCCCGGUUCGAAGAACAAGCCCAAGCCCCCCAUAUUCGUCACCCGCGACAGCCCCAACGCCCUCCGCAGCCACGUCAUGGAGGUGGCCUCCGGCGCCGACGUUGCCGACGCCAUCGCCCGCUACGCCCGCCGCCGCCAGCGCGGCGUCUGCGUCCUCAGCGGCGGCGGAUCCGUCGCCAACGCCACCAUCCGCCAGCCGGCGGCUCCCGCCGCCGCCGUGGCCCUCCACGGCCGGUUCGAGAUCCUCUCGCUGACGGGUGCCUUCCUCCCCGGGCCGGCCCCGCCGGGGGCUACGGGCCUCACCGUGUACCUCUCCGGCGGGCAGGGGCAGGUGGUGGGUGGGAGCGUGGUGGGCCCGCUCGUGGCGUCCGGGCCCGUGAUGGUUGUGGCCGCCACUUUCGCCAACGCCACCUACGAGAGGCUGCCGAUCGAGGAGGAGGAAGAGAAAGAGGAGGAGGGCAGCGGAUCUGCCCCAGCCGCCGGCCAUGAGGUGGAGGGAGAUCCACCGUUGCAUCACAAUCCCUCAUCUUUGCCUAUUUACAAUUUGGCCCCCAAUCUGUUGGCCAAUGGAGCGCAGCAGUUGAAUCACGAUGCAUAUGGAUGGGCGCAUGCCGACCGCCAACCUUACUGA